AUGAUGAAACAACCUUCUCAAGAUGCUCAACCCUCUAGUUUUUCCACUGCUCCAGCUACCACUACCACUCCAACUACCACUGCUACUACUACUACCACAAAAACACCAACCACCAAAUCAACCACAUCCAUUGUAGCAGUUGUUUCAACACCACCUCCACCCUCGACUACAACAAUUGUUACUCCAUCUUCUGUUGCUUCACAAAUACCUACAUCUACAACUACUCCUACAACUGAGACAAUAACUAUUCAUAAUGUGGAGUCAGACUCAGACCAAGAGGAGGUUGAGCCAACACCAAAGAAGGUAGAACCUAAAAAGAGAAAAAGAAUGACUCCUAGUGCAGAGAAACAAAGGGAGCCUAUCAUGCAAAAGGUAUCUGAACUUCCACAUGUAACUCCUAUAGAUGUAGAUGAUCAGGGUCCACAAGAGUAG
Messenger RNA from Cryptomeria japonica (Japanese cedar), 432 nucleotides. RefSeq lists its product as uncharacterized. The record is from RefSeq and is a predicted model, not a curated record. Bases 1 to 432 code for a protein of 143 amino acids. NCBI's taxonomy places the organism in Eukaryota, Viridiplantae, Streptophyta, Pinopsida, Cupressales, Cupressaceae. The transcript has a single exon.